GAGGAAAUGAAUGGCGAAGAUGCAGAAGAGGAUCAGGAAAAAAUCAAGGUUGACGAUGCACUCACUGCUGUGAACUUGGAGGCACAGCGAAAAAAAGGUGAAAGUAUACGACAACAGUUGUUAAUAUGGGAUCGUUUACUACAUCUCCAUAUAAAAUUACACGCCGCAUUGAGAGCCUACAAUCAAUUGCCUCGCGGUGACUUGGCGAAAAAGUUAUUGAAAGAGGCCGACGAAGAAACUGUCAAGAAUUAUCAACAGGGUUGGUGA
This is a messenger RNA of Anisakis simplex (herring worm), 267 nucleotides long. Lineage: Eukaryota; Metazoa; Nematoda; Chromadorea; Rhabditida; Anisakidae. The record is from the annotation of a GenBank genome assembly.